AUGAGUUUUACUAGACAAUUCAAUGCUUUGAGAUCAGAAAAUAAAGUGACGGAUGUGUUGUUAUGGUCCGUUUUCGCGCUUGGUGUUUUGAAAGCCACAACUUUGGUGCUGAGUCUUGCGAGUUUGAUUGCAGAUUUGUUUGUUCUUCCUGGUGUCAGUUUCAAGAAAUAUGGAGCCUAUAAGGGUAAAUACGGUGUGGUUACCGGUGCAAGUGAUGGGAUUGGUAAAGAAUACGCGCGUCAAUUGGCGAAACGUGGAUUUAACUUGGUUUUGAUUUCCAGGACUUUAUCCAAGUUGGAAGCCCUUAAGGAAGAAUUGGUCGGGAAAUACAAAAUUGAGGUUUCCGUUCUUGCCUUGGAUAUCGCUGACGACUCCGAGAGCAACUACAAGGCUAUUCAGGAGACCUGUGAGGGAUUGCCCGUUACAAUUCUGGUAAACAACGUUGGUCAAAGUCACAGUAUUCCGGUUCCGUUCUUGGAAACCGAAGAAAAAGAACUGCGCGACAUCAUCACCAUCAACACUACUGCUACUUUGAGAAUCACGCAAGUCGUGGCUCCCUUGAUCGUCAAGACCGCUCGUGAGUCUCACUGUAGAGGUCUCAUCUUGAGUAUGGGCUCUUUCGGUGGAUUGUUGCCCACACCACUCUUGGCCACUUACUCAGGAUCCAAAGCGUUCCUACAAGGCUGGUCCGCUGCUCUUGCCGGUGAACUCAAGAGCCAGAACGUUGACGUUGAGCUUGUAUUGUCAUACCUCGUCACCAGCGCUAUGUCCAAAAUUCGGCGCACGUCCAUGAUGAUUCCAAACCCAGCUCAAUUCGUUGCAGCUACGCUCAAGAACGUCGGUAGACGUUGUGGCGCCCAGGAAAGAUACGCUACCAUCACACCUUACUGGUCUCACGCCUUGUACCAUUUUGUCAUUGAAAACACCGUGGGUGUCUACAGCAAGCUGGCAAACGGAAUCAAUUAUUCGUUCCACAAGAGCAUUCGUGUCAGAGCUUUGAAAAAGGCCGAAAGACAAGCCAAGAAGCAGUGA
Lachancea mirantina is the source of this 1032-nucleotide messenger RNA. The record is from the annotation of a GenBank genome assembly. NCBI's taxonomy places the organism in Eukaryota, Fungi, Ascomycota, Saccharomycetes, Saccharomycetales, Saccharomycetaceae.